This is a messenger RNA of Hypoxylon fragiforme, 1305 nucleotides long. Its product is annotated as DUF1479-domain-containing protein. The record is from RefSeq and is a predicted model, not a curated record. NCBI's taxonomy places the organism in Eukaryota, Fungi, Ascomycota, Sordariomycetes, Xylariales, Hypoxylaceae. The transcript is spliced from 3 exons. Bases 1 to 1305 code for a protein of 434 amino acids.
AUGUCUGGUCCUGGCGAUGAGUGGCCCGAUUGGCCUGAAAUGACAGCCGAGACUGGCGAGCUGAAUCCCGAUAACAUCAAGAUCAAGAAAGAGAUCGCUGCCGCAUAUGGCGAGGCGGCGUUGCGAAAGAGCUGGCUCGCUGUCUGCGAGAGGCUGAAGGGCUUGACGGACGAGAUCGCAGCCAAGCGCACCAGCAUCAUUCCCGAGCUGGCUUACGAUGACUUCUUCAAACUCGGCGAGGAGGAGAAGCAGCGCCUGCGCGAUGUCGGGUGCUUCGUGGUCCGGGGUCUCGUCCCCGAGGAGACCGCGAACGGCUGGUUCGAGGACCUCAACAACUACGUGCAAGAGAACCAAGGGGUCAUCAGUGGGUGGCCGGCCGAAACCCCCUUCAUACUCCAGCUAUACUGGUCGCGAACGCAGAUGGAGGCGCGCACGCACCCCCGAGCGAUGGCUCUGCACCAGGCUCUCAACGAGAUGUGGCACGACGACGACGACGCCGGCAAAGCCUUCGCCUCGCCCCUGGUCUACGCCGACGCCGCGCGCAUCCGGCCCCCCGGCGUGCCCUUCCGGGGUCUCGGGCCGCACAUCGACGCGGGCAGCCUGAGCCGCUGGGCCGACCCCAACUACCGGCAGGUGUACGAGAAGGUGUGGACGGGCAGCCCGGACGAGUACGACGCCUACGAUCUCACGGACCGGAAGCGAGCGAACCCGGCGCACUUCCCAGGGGGCGCGCAUUCGCACGUGCUGCGCCUCGCGCAGGGCUGGACGGCGCUGACGGCGGCGGGCCCGCACGAGGGCAGCCUGAUGCUGUUCCCCGAGGUCAAGACGUCCAUCGCGUACGUGCUGCUGCGGCCGUUCUUCCAGCCGCCGGCGAACGCGGACGACGUGCUCGACGCGGAGAAGUGGACUUUCGACACCGAGGACCCGUGGUUCCCGGGCGUGUGGAGAGACGACUCGCAGUAUCUGAGCCCGGACGCGUUUCCCCAUCUGCGGCUCAAGGAGUGCUUGGUUCACAUCCCCAAGAUGAACCCGGGCGAUACGGUGUGGUGGCAUUGUGACAUGUGCCAUGCAGUCGAGAUUGAACAUAGGGGCGAGGGGAUCUCGAGCGUAGCUUAUGUGGCAGCCACUCCGACGACAGAGAUCAACUCAGAUUAUGUAAAACGCCAGCUCGAAGCAUUCUUGAAAGGGACGUCUCCCGAGGACUUCCCCGAUGGGUGUGACGAGAGCAAGCUGAAGGGUUAUCCCGGCAGCGAUAUCAUCCUCAACGGGGGCAUAGGUAGGAAAGCUGUUGGUUUCGCUGUCUAA